UGACGCAAUCCAAGCAAUACAGGAAGUGCUUGACGAGUACAGAGCUUCUGUCUAGCAGCUCGCAUGAUGACGAUACGACGCUUAAUAAACGUUUAGGGGGAAAUAAGUAACUCCAUGUCCCGGUGAACAUUGAACAGAUCUUCUCUGAGAUGGAACGGUCAGCCACAUUAGUCGUGUGGGUGUUUAUUGCCGCCCUAACGACCCGGAUAAACUGUCAAGAGGGGGUCCUGCACAUAUCAAAUGGAAGUAUAGCACAGGAGUUCUGCAUUGUUUACAACCACUCAUGGACGCCCCUGCCACAAACCCUAAAAGAUGCUGUGCAGUAUCAGCUCGUUAAUAUGACGUCCACUAUACUGUGCGACCCGUCAGGUGUCAGUCCUGAGGUUGUCCAGGGCAAAGCAUUGGUGGUGAUGAGGGGAGACUGCGCGUUCAGUCAAAAGGCUCAGGUGGCGCAGAACCUUGGUGCCACAGUGUUGCUCAUUGCCAGCAAUAAAACAUUGGUUGUUCCAUCGGCCGAUGACUCAGAAUAUGCAAAGGUUCAAAUUCCUGUCACGCUCAUGAGGUAUAGGGACUUCCUGGAGGCACAAUUGGUAUUCGACGGCGGGAUGCAAGCGAGAUUAUACGCUCCUAAGCCCUCCAAGCUCGACUUGAGCAUUUUCGUCAUGCUACUGAUUUCCGUCAUCACGGUAGCCUUGGGCGGCUACUGGAGCGGAGCAUGUGAAAGGGAUCGUCUAAAUUCAGGUUUUUGUAGCAGAGAUAGUCCAAACUCAGGUGCAGGACAAAUAAGUGCGGGAGACAAAGCAGACAGCGAAGACAGUUUCCUCACCUCUCCUCUCAAAGUUUUGAUCUUUGUCGCCCUGAUGUGUUCAGUACUGGUCCUCAUGUAUUACUUCUACAAUAUUCUAGUUUACUUCUUCAUCGCCAUGUUCAGCUUUGCGUCUGCAUCUGCACUCUUUAGUUGUUGUGAUGCGGUGCUGGAAAAACUGGGAUGCCCCUCUGGGAGCUUCACUAUCCGGAAUACCAACUUGUCAGUGAGGGGGAUCCUGUUGGCAGCUGUGUGCAUAAGCAUCUCAGUGGUCUGGGUCGUCUACAGGAAUGAAGACAGGUGGAUCUGGAUAUUGCACGAUCUCCUGAGCAUUGUUUUUUGUCUCCACUUCAUUAAGAACUUCCCAUUGCCCAAUUUCAAGAUUUGUGUGAUUCUCCUGAGCCUCCUGCUCAUAUAUGACAUCUUCUUUGUUUUCAUCACACCAUUGUUCACCAAGAAUGGCGUUAGUCUAAUGAUGCAGGUGGUUUUGGGUCCGGACGCAUCAGGAGAGAGGACACGAGGUAACAUGGUGAACGUUCCAGCCGUGCCCCAGACUACCACUGAGAAAAUUCCUAUUGCCAUGCGUGUCCCACGGUUCUCAGCUUGGGCUCAGAACGUCUGUCAGAUGCAGUUUGCCAUUCUGGGUUUUGGAGAUGUAAUUGUGCCAGGUCUCUUGGUGGCUUAUUGCAGUAGGUUUGAUGUUUGGAUCAACAGCAAAAAUAAGGUCUACUUCCUCUGCUCCUUGAUAGCCUAUCUGCUGGGAAUGAUAACAACGAUUGCCGUGAUGCUGUUGUCGGACAUGGCCCAGCCCGCUCUGCUCUACCUGGUGCCCUUCACGUUAAUAACGUCCGCCGCUGUGGCUGGAUGCAGGAGCGAAAUCAAGCACUUCUGGGCUGGAACUUCCUAUGAGGUUUUGGACUCUUCAAGGGAACCUUUGUUACCAGAUGCCAGAACUGACUGCCCUGUAGAAACAGAACAAUGCUGACCCAAAGCCAUCUUUUUCUGUUUUUAUACAUUUUACAAUAAACUUAACAAGGGCUUAUUAUCAAUCAAUAUAGAUUAAUAUGAGGUGAUUUUUCACAGCUGUAUAGCAGACUGCGUUGAAAAACAACAUUACCUACUUUGCCUCGGUGAUGACAGAGUACUUGAAAGAUAGAGAGCACUUAAUUAUAUUUAGCUUGACACUUGUUCCUUCAUACGGUAGGCAAAGGUUAUUUGAUGGAUAAAAUACUUGUAUCUAUAUAAUAAUACAUUUUGUAGCGCUUUGGAAAUCUCUGUAAACUGUUUAUACAAUGUGUUUGCCUUACAUUAAAUUGCCAAUGUUGUAA
Messenger RNA from Nerophis ophidion (straightnose pipefish), 2133 nucleotides. RefSeq lists its product as uncharacterized. Gene Ontology annotation, biological process: membrane protein proteolysis. The transcript is spliced from 17 exons. NCBI's taxonomy places the organism in Eukaryota, Metazoa, Chordata, Actinopteri, Syngnathiformes, Syngnathidae. The record is from RefSeq and is a predicted model, not a curated record. Gene Ontology annotation, molecular function: aspartic endopeptidase activity, intramembrane cleaving. Gene Ontology annotation, cellular component: lysosomal membrane; lumenal side of endoplasmic reticulum membrane; Golgi-associated vesicle membrane. The coding region runs from base 150 to 1790 and encodes 546 amino acids.